This is a messenger RNA of Galeopterus variegatus (Sunda flying lemur), 4476 nucleotides long. RefSeq names its product zinc finger and SCAN domain containing 22 (gene ZSCAN22). The record is from RefSeq and is a predicted model, not a curated record. Lineage: Eukaryota; Metazoa; Chordata; Mammalia; Dermoptera; Cynocephalidae. Gene Ontology annotation, biological process: regulation of transcription by RNA polymerase II. Gene Ontology annotation, molecular function: DNA-binding transcription factor activity, RNA polymerase II-specific; RNA polymerase II cis-regulatory region sequence-specific DNA binding. The transcript has 7 exons. The coding region runs from base 7 to 2922 and encodes 971 amino acids.
AAAUGAAUGAAUGAGCAGACAGCCUUCCACAGGAGGUACUAUUACCUCAUUUUGCUCAUAGGAAACCAAGACCUCAUGGGAAAUGAGCAGCCCAGGAUCACAGCAGAGAGUGGUGAAGCUCUUCUGUCUCAGGGGAGCAUCGAGGAGAACCAGCCAGAUGUCCAGGACACCACACACCCAGCAGAUGCUGUCCACAAGCCAGUGACCUUUAAGGAUGUGGCUGUGGACUUCACAAGGGAGGAGUGGGGACUGCUGGACCCAGCACAGAGGAUCUUGUACCGAGAUGUGAUGCUGAGGAACUACAGCAACCUGGUGUCCCUGGGACUUCCUGAUUCCAAACCAGACGUGAUCUCCAAGCUGGAGCAAUGGGAAGACCCCUGGACUAUGGAGAGAGAUGUUCCAAGAGGUCCAGACUCAAAACCUCAGACCCUAGCUGAACAGCUGGCCCCAGACAAAGGCAGUCUGCCUUGUGGGUGGAUGACAGUGGGACUCGAAGGGCAAGAUUUCUGGCACACCAUAUUGAGAAAAGUUGUGGGGCGUGAAGGCCAGGAAGCAGAAAGAUGCUGCCAAGCAGUGAUGCUUAGCCAGGGGGAGAAGAACCUGGAGCGGAGCCUUGCAGGAAGUUUCCACUGGCCCCCAUUUGUCACUGAGCAUCAGGACACUCCUCCAGCCUCAAACCACAUCCUCAAAAAGGGCCUCACAUGCGUUUCAGUCUUAGAUCAGGGUUACUCCUGCCAAAGAGAGGAUGUGUGUGGAGAAGCCUGCAGCUGUUUCCCAGACCUUAGUUGGCCACCAGGAGUCCACACUGCAGAGGGCAUCCCAGUGUGCAGUGGGUGGGAAGAUGCCUUUGGCAAGAACACGUGCCUCGUGAGCUAUCAGCAGGUUCCCAAUGGAAGGAAGCCCUACACAUGCGAGGAGUGUGGGAAGGCCUUUGGGCAGAGCACUCAUCUCAUUCAGCACCAAAGAACCCACACUGGCGAGAAGCCGUAUGCCUGCUGGGAGUGCGGACGUGCCUUCAGCAAGAACUCAUCUCUGGUCAAGCACCGGCGCAUCCACACGGGCGAGAAACCCUACACGUGUGGCCAGUGUGGCAAGCGCUUUCGUGAGAGCUCAUCGCUUGUCAAGCACCAGCGGGUGCACACAGGUGAGAAGCCAUACACAUGUGGUGAGUGUGGGCGCACCUUCAGCCAGAGCAGCCACCUCCUGCAGCACCAGCGAGCCCACACCGGGGAGAAGCCAUUUGCCUGCCACAAAUGCGGCCGAGCCUUUGCCGACUCCUCGGCCCUCCUUGUCCACCACAGAACCCACACGGGAGAGAGGCCCUACGAGUGCCGUGUGUGCUGCAAGGCAUUCAGCCUCAGCUCAUCCCUGACCGAACAUGAGCGCUGCCACACAGGAGAGAAGCCAUACGAGUGUCGGGAAUGCGGGAAGGCCUUCAGCCAGAGCUCGUCCCUCAGCAAGCACCUGAGGACACACACGGGUGAGAAGCCAUACUCAUGUGGUGACUGUGGGCGCACCUUCAGCCAGAGCUCGUCCCUGGCCAAGCACCAGCGGGUACACACGGGUGAGCGGCCCUAUCUGUGUGGAGAGUGUGGAAAGGCCUUCAGCCAGGGCUCCUACCUGAUUCAGCACCUCAAGAUUCACAGCGGUGAGAAGCCCUACACAUGCAGUGAGUGCAGGAAGCCAUUCACCGACUCCUCGGCCCUGGUCCUACACCAGCGGGUGCACACAGGUGAGCGUCCUUACGCAUGCGGAAAAUGCGGGAAGACCUUCAGCCAGAGCAAGUUCCUCACCCAGCAUGAGCGGAUCCAUACUGGCGAGAAGCCCUUCGUGUGUGGUGACUGCGGAAAAGCCUUCCUGCAGAGUUCAUCUCUCACCCUCCAUCAGAGAACGCACACUGGGGAGAAGCCUUACAAGUGCAAUGAGUGCGGCAAGUCCUACAUCCAGAUGUCGCACCUCACCGAGCAUUACCGGGUGCAUACCGGGGAGCGGCCCUACACAUGCAACGUAUGCGGUAAAGCCUUCAGCCGGGGCACACACCUCACACAGCACCAGCGUGUCCAUGCAGGUGCCAAGCCCUUCAUAUGCUGUGUGUGUCAGAAAACCUUCCAGGAGGCCACAGCCCUCGUACUGCAUCAGAGGACGCACUCUGGCGAGAAGCCCUUUGAGUGUCGUGAGUGCGGCAAAGCCUUCAGCCAAAGCAGAUUCCUGGCCCAGCAUCAGAGAAUUCAUUCCCGGGGGAGACCAUAUCAAUACAGCGACUGCGGGAAAACAUUCCAGAGCGCCUCAGCCCUUGAGGCACACCAGAAGAACCGCUCUCGGAAGACGCCUUAUGCCUGCAGCGAGUGUGGGAAAGCCUUUGGCCGGAGCACUCACCUAGCCCAGCACCAGGUUGUCCACACAGGGGUGAAGCCCCAUGAGUGUAAGGAAUGUGGAAAGGCCUUCAGCCGAGUCACCCACCUGACUCAGCACCGGAGGAUUCAUACUGGAGAGAAACCCUAUAAAUGUGGGGAAUGUGGCAAAACCUUCAGCCGCAGCACCCACCUCACCCAGCACCAGCGGGUGCACACAGGGGAGCGGCCCUACGAAUGUGACGAGUGUGGGAAGGCCUUCAGCCAGAGCACCCACCUGACUCAGCACCAGCGCAUCCACACUGGGGAGAAGCCCUACAAGUGUGAGUCAUGUGGGAGAGCCUUCAGUGACUGCUCAGCUCUGACUCGACACCUGAGAACCCACUCUGGAGAGAAGCCGUAUCAGUGUAAGGUUUGUCCAAAGGCCUUUGCGCAGAGCUCCUCCCUCAUCGAGCACCAGAGGAUCCACACAGGAGAGAAGCCCUACAGGUGCCGCGACUGCGGGAAGGCCUUCAGCCGCAGCUCAGCCCUCACGGUUCACCUGAGGAUCCACAUCACGCUAGUGCAGUGAUGGGAAGUAGUUCCUCACCUCUGGGGAACGACUCUGCAUUUGAGGGCUCGGACAGAGGCCCCUGAUGAACACAUAGUGAUUCAGGCCAGCUGGAGAAGCUUCUGGAAGAUUCUUGCUGCCCUCCAUAUCUCACUCAGGCCUGUCCCAGAGAGAGGACAGCUGAGCUGAGGAUUUGGAUUAGUUCUCAGGGAAGGCAAGUGUCUGUCACAACUCAGCAGUCCCAAGAUGCUCUUGGCAGGGAGACUCCAGCUCCUUUUUCUCACAUGGCUGCUCUUCUCACCUGUUCCUCUGCUGCUUAGCCCAGAAGGGACACCUGCCAUGCCCACCUCUGUGCCUUCACACCUACUAUUUCCACUCCACCCUAUUUUUUGCCUAACUCCAAGGUUGACUUUUGAGGCUGCCUCUCCCGUGAAGUUUUCUUCAGACUCUCCGUCUCUGUCAUGUUCUCUCUGUCCUAAUCAAUGGUGCUGCUUGACAGUUGCCCAACAUCUGUUUCUCCCUCCACUCUCCUUCCACAUCCCACCAGUCACCAGCCCUGUUGGUUUUACCUAAAGCUCAUCUCUAACCCAUCUUCUCCUUCUCCACCACCAUUACCUCAUAUGAGCCUUCGUUGCCUCUUGCCUGGAUUACAACAGGGGGCUCCUUCCUAACCCCUUCCUGCUUUCAUUCUCUCACCCUGUUUUAUUCUCCAGGGGGCUCUUUCCAUUACCCAGAUCUGAUUGUGUCACUCCAUGGUGGGAAGCUCUCCAGUGCAUCACCUAUAGCAAAGCUUCCUGAAUGGGUUACAAGUCUGCCAAGAUGUAGGUCCCUUUAGGCACCGAGUAACCCUCCAGUUAUCCUCACAUGUGCAUAUGAAUAUGUCUUUUUUCUGUGUGUGCAGUGAUGCGAACGUGGUUUCAAAGUACUGCCCUGUGGGAUAAACCGAACUCCUUCACCUGCCAUUCAUGAUCAUUCGUGACCUGCAUCCUCUAGCCUCAUCUCCCACCGUGGCCCCUCCUUCUGUAUGCCAGCCAUACGGAACUGUGUACUUGUGGUUCCUGAAGAAGUCAUACUUUUCCCUAUCUGUGUGCCUUUGUACAUGUGCCUGGAACCCUCCUCUCCUCUUUCCCCUAUGACGUUUCAAAUGUCCCUUGCCAAGGAAGCUUCCCCCACUUCCCCGAGCAGGCGUCAACUUGCCCUCUGCUUCUGUAGCACCUCGUACUUACCUCUCUUACACCUCCUACCUGUUGUUUUACUCAUUUACUCCAUGCAGAGCUCACAGUCUGUAUUUCCCAAGGAUACUGUGAGUGCCUGAGAGCAAGGGCUGUGUGUUACUCUCAGUAUGCACACACACAAGACGCAGUAGGCCCUGACUGAUGUGUCUUGGACACGUGACUGGUGCCUUCCCUGAGGCAGUCACCAUGCUCUGCCUCACAUCAUUCUUACAUAUGUUUACAGGGAUGUCUCCCCACCAGCUGCGGGCUGUGCAGGGCAAGAACAAUCUGAUUUUCCCAGGGUCUCAGCGUCCAGACAAGCCUGGCAUGCAGUGACCUCAAUAAAAUGUUACUAUAUCGA